ACUUCCUGUUUCAACAAAACACCGAUGUCUUGGAACUGGGUCUCUGCAUUGGUUUUGAUAUUAUUGUAAAAAUAGACACGUUUACGAUCAUCUGUCGGAUAUGAAAAUGGUCAGAGAUACAAUAAUACAUUGCUGAGUUCGCUGACGCCCUUUUCUGGUGUUUAGAUCUCUGUUUACUCCUGUAUUUGAGAUUCUGAUGUAGCUAGCGACUGUAACUAGUUGUACAUUAUUUCACUACCAUGUCGGCCAAAGUUAGGGCGGGGGACAGCAACGACAACGGAGAAAUCAUUAGAAACUACCAUAAACGAGCAUUUGAAUACAUAUCCGUGGCACUAAAGAUCGAUGAAGAUGACAAAGGUGUCAAGGAGGAGGCAGUACAGUGGUAUCAGAAAGGCAUUGCGGAGCUUCAAAGGGGGAUCGCUAUUGAAGUCACAGGACAAGGAGAACAUUGUGAUCGUUCCAAGAGGCUUCAAACUAAGAUGAUCAACAAUCUCACCAUGGCAAAGGACCGACUCGCUCUUCUAGAAGGUACAUCGGCGUCUAAAACGAGCCACAGCCCUCAGAGUCCACCAGGCCAUCUCCCUACCCCUCCAGUGAGGCCUACUGGUCCAAAGAACAAGCCAGGACCAGGACACAGUAAGCCAGCAAGCACUGGCUCAAGCAGGACCAACAAUAUCAAGGUUGUCCCUCGGGCUGCAGGGAGAGGACAGAAUGGUAGACCAGCAGCAUCGAAGGAACCACAGAAGAGGGAUAUGAAGAACUUCAAGAAUGUGGACAGCAAGUUGGCCAGCUUCAUACUGAAUGAAAUCGUAGACGGUGGGUCGUCAGUGAGCUUUGAAGACAUAGCGGGUCAGGAGCUGGCUAAACAAGCUCUUCAGGAGAUAGUUAUCCUGCCUGCACUCAGACCUGAGCUGUUCACUGGUCUCAGAUCCCCGGCACGAGGUCUGCUCCUCUUCGGUCCCCCAGGCAACGGAAAGACUAUGCUGGCCAAAGCAGUAGCCAUGGAGUCCCAUGCCACCUUCUUUAACAUCAGUGCUUCCAGUCUGACCUCUAAAUGGGUGGGAGAGGGAGAGAAGCUGGUCAGAGCUCUGUUUGCUGUGGCCAGAGAACUACAGCCUGCCAUCAUCUUCAUUGAUGAGAUCGACAGCCUGCUCUGUGAGAGACGGGAAGGAGAACACGAUGCCAGCCGACGUUUGAAAACAGAGUUUCUCAUACAGUUUGACGGGGUGAGACCAACGACCAUUUUAGUGCAGUCGGAAGGGGCAGAGAGGGUUCUGGUGAUGGGAGCUACAAACAGACCACAGGAGCUGGACGAAGCUGUGCUCAGGCGAUUUGCCAAAAGGGUGCAUGUGGCCUUACCAACAGAGGAGACGCGUUUCAAGUUGCUGAAGAAUCUAUUGGGAAAACAUGGACACCCACUCAAUCAGAAGGAAUUAGCCCAUCUAGCAAAAAUGACGGGGGGCUAUUCAGGAAGUGAUCUUACAUCGUUGGCUAAGGAUGCUGCUCUUGGACCAAUCAGGGAACUGGGACCAGAGCAAGUGAAAAACAUGGCUGCUAGUGAUAUGCGUAACAUCCGCUGCAAGGACUUUGAGGAUUCUCUGAAGCGUAUUAAGCCCAGUGUCAGUCCCACAACCCUGGACCUCUAUGUACGAUGGAACACUGACUACGGAGACACUACAGCCUUCUAGAACCAUGGAACUAACUCAUUUCCCAGCUAGCGCAUAACGUUCUGAGAACCAUAUGUCUCUUAGAGCGUGGUUGUUGUUCUAUGCUUAUUUUGCCAUAAAACCUUUUCACAACUUUCUGGGAAUGGUACAGGGAGUCGCUUGGCUUUGGAACAUUCUCAGCACAUUUAAGGAACUUGACAAAACAUUUUUUUUUUGCGGUAUUUCAUUGCUUUAACCAGAAUGUUUCCUAAACGUUCAAACAUGGUUACGUUCUGGGAACGUUCUCCAGCUGGUUUGACGUUGGGAAUGUUCUCAAAUUGUUCAGAGAAUGCUAAGAAACAACGUUCUUCUGUGGGAAUUUCAGUACUUUAACCUAACGUUCCCUUCUGAUUGCCUCAUGGUUCUAUUUAAGGAAUACAAAUAAUAAUCUGAGAGCAUUAAAACGUUCCAUAAAAACCACAAGACAACUUUAACGUUCACAGAACAUUCUAAGAAUCUUAUUUAAAAACAUACCGUUCUCAGCGUCAACAAAACUCUCCCUCUAUCCUCUAUCUUAUUAUUAAUAAGUGUGUUCAGGUGUGUUGGCCGUAACCCACUAAUUGGCCAUAGCUGAUCUUAAUGAGUGCUUGUUUCCUUUUGAAACGUGGUCUGUUUUUAAAAUAGACUAAAAAUGAACCGCUUCGUUUGAGUUUUAAAAAACACGGCAUUCCAGCUGCAUCCUGGUGAUGCAGUGGACUCAUUUCAUGGAUGAAGAACAGAAGAUUAUAAAUUUGAAUCUCACUGAUGCCGUGUCACAAUAAAUUUAAAAAACUGUGUUAUGGAUGAUUUAAUACCUAAGCAAAUUAAUUUCCAUGCGUCCUAUCUGUGCUGGGAGUUCCAAACAACCUAAGCUGUGCUGGGAGUUCCAAACAACCUAAGCUGUGCUGGGAGUUCCAAACAACCUAAGCUGUGCUGGGAGUUCCAAACAACCUAAGCUGUGCUGGGAGUUCCAAACAACCUAAGCUGUGCUGGGAGUUCCAAACAACCUAAGCUGUGCUGGGAGUUCCAAACAACCUAAGCUGUGCUGGGAGUUCCAAACAACCUAAGCUGUGCUGGGAGUUCCAAACAACCUAAGCUGUGCUGGGAGUUCCAAACAACCUAAGCUGUGCUGGGAGUUCCAAACAACCUAAGCUGUGCUGGGAGUUCCAAACAACCUAAGCUGUGCUGGGAGUUCCAAACAACCUAAGCUGUGUUAUUAAAAGUCCCAUUGAAAUAUUCAGUGAACGUUUUAAGGAAGUUUUUCAGAAACCUCCAAAAUAACCUAUAAUUUCCAUUUUCACUGCGCUAAUUAAAAACCCCCGGGAAGUAUAGACUUUACCAUUAAAUGAUUCCUUACGAGUCCUUUCCCAACAAUGCAGUUUAAAAGUUAUACAACUAACAAAUAGAAGAAAGAAAGAAAAAAACAAUGAAAAUAAAAUAACAUUUUUAAAAAUCUUUAAAAAAAAAUGUAUUAUCAAGGAACCAAAGGAAAACGUUCUCAGAACCUCCCUGCAACCUAAAAAUUAAACCCAGAACAGUCAACGUUUUCACUUCUAUUCUCAGAACGUUUUUAAAAAAUGUAAAUGCUCGGGAAGCAUAUGGCUUCGUUCCCACAACCAAUGUGAAACCUAAACCGUAUGUUCCCUUAACUUCCAACGAACCAAAUCUGCUAGCUGGGUUAGUUCCAUCUGAGACGUGAUGGAACCAGGGGUGUGUUCAUUAGUGCACACCACCAUAGCAAACAGUCUCUCCCAGUUUCAACGUUUUGCUUCAGUUUUGUGGGAGGGAAAUGGAGAUGCAUAGAAUAGACCACUGUAGAAUUUGAUUAAAAAUGUAGAAAAUUGCAUAGAGACAGGAAUUACGUUCUGAUUUGCUGAUAUUGUUGUAUUGACUGCUUUGAGAGUUGAACUUCUACUACUGUGUAUAUAGCUACUGCUUAAAGACAGGAUAUUACCCCCCACCCCUUACUACUGUGUAUAUAGCUACUGCUUAAAGACAGGAUAUUACCCCCCCCCCCCUUUACUACUGUGUAUAUAGCUACUGCUUAAAGACAGGAUAUUACCCCCCCCCCCCUUACUCCCAUAUUGCCUCCUCAAGGUGUCGAAAGCAUUCCACAGAGAAGCUGGUCCAUGUUGACUCCAAUGCUUCCCACAGUUGUGUCCAGUUGGCUGGAUGGGUGGUGGACCAUGUUGACUCCAAUGCUUCCCACAGUUGUGUCCAGUUGGCUGGAUGGGUGGUGGACCAUGUUGACUCCAAUGCUUCCCACAGUUGUGUCCAGUUGGCUGGAUGGGUGGUGGACCAUGUUGACUCCAAUGCUUCUCACAGUUGUGUCCAGUUGGCUGGAUGGGUGGUGGACCAUUCUUGAUACACACGGGAAACACUUGAGUGUGAAAAGCCCAGCUGCGUUACAGUUGUCACAAACCGGUGCACCUGGGGCCUACUACCAUACCCUGUUCAAAGGCAAUUAAACCUUCUGUCUUGCCCAUUCACCCUCUGAAUGGCACACACACCCAAUCCAUGUCUCAAGGCUUAAAAAACAUAUUUAAAAACAAAACAAUUCUGAUUUGAAGUGGAUUUAGCAAGUGACAUCAAUAGGGGAUCACCCUGUCAUGGAAAGAGCAGUCGUUCCUAAUGUUUUGUCCAUUCAGUGUACAUGUCAGCAACCACAGCUAGUGAAACCACGGCAACUCUCUAAACAAAGAGUUUUAGAAUGGAUGGCCGGCAGGGUAGCCUAGUGGUUAGAGUGUAGGGACGGCAGGGCAGCCUAGUGGUUAGAGUGUAGGGACGGCAGGGUAGCCUAGUGGUUAGAGUGUAGGGACGGCAGGGUAGCCUAGUGGUUAGAGUGUAGGGACGGCAGGGUAGCCUAGUGGUUAGAGUGUAGGGACGGCAGGGUAGCCUAGUGGUUAGAGUGUAGGGACGGCAGGGCAGCCUAGUGGUUAGAGUGUAGGGACAGCAGGGUAGCCUAGUGGUUUAGAGCAUUGGACUAGUAACCGGAAGGUUGUAAGUUCAAACCCCUGAGCUGACAAGGUACAAAAUCUGUCGUUCUGCCCCUGAACAGGCAGUUAACUCACUGUUCCUAGACCAGUUAACCCACUGUUCCUAGACCAGUUAACCCACCGUUCCUAGGCCAGUUAACCCACUGUUCCUAGGCCAGUUAACCCACUGUUCCUAGGCCAGUUAACCCACUGUUCCUAGGCCAGUUAACCCACUGUUCCUAGGCCAGUUAACCCACUGUUCCUAGGCCAGUUAACCCACUGUUCCUAGGCCAGUUAACCCACUGUUCCUAGGCCAGUUAACCCACCGUUCCUAGGCCGUCAUUGAAAAUAAGAAUGUGUUCUUAACUGACUUUUCCUAGUUAAAUAAAGGUAAAAUAAAAAAUAAACUAGUCCUGAACAUCUCUAAAACUAAGAGUAAUUGUAUUUGUUACAAAUCAUUCUUCGCAAGUUCCACACCUCCGCUGAAUCUGGCAAUGAAUAGUGUGGCUGUUGAGCAAAUUGAGGAGACUUAAUUAACUUCUUGCUAUCACCUUUUUAAACCAAGGCUCAUCAACUAGAUUCAACAGCGGGCCUGUCCCUAUCUGUUCAUGUAUUCAUGUAAGUCUGUCUAUGUUCAUGUGUUUACAGACUAAAACACUGUUUAAUGUUUAAUGUAUUUUUCGUUAUUUGUCGAACCCCAGGAAGAUGGGCUGUCGCUAUUAACGGGGAUCCCAAUAAAGUUAUAAAGUUGCAUCCUA
Molecule: messenger RNA, 5418 nt
Organism: Oncorhynchus nerka (sockeye salmon)
Lineage: Eukaryota; Metazoa; Chordata; Actinopteri; Salmoniformes; Salmonidae
Product: spastin-like
Exons: 16
Coding region: 240-1688 (482 amino acids)
Cellular component (GO): microtubule cytoskeleton
Molecular function (GO): ATP binding; ATP hydrolysis activity
Source: RefSeq, a predicted model, not a curated record